Helianthus annuus (common sunflower) is the source of this 1246-nucleotide messenger RNA. Its product is annotated as epoxide hydrolase A. The record is from RefSeq and is a predicted model, not a curated record. NCBI's taxonomy places the organism in Eukaryota, Viridiplantae, Streptophyta, Magnoliopsida, Asterales, Asteraceae. Gene Ontology annotation, molecular function: hydrolase activity. The transcript has 3 exons. Bases 16 to 984 code for a protein of 322 amino acids.
UUCAUACUCAACAAUAUGGAGGGUAUAGAGCACAAGACCAUAAGUGUCAAUGGGCUCAACAUCCACAUAGCCGAAAAGGGUCAAGGUCAGUUAGUCUUGUUCCUCCACGGUUUCCCUGAGAUAUGGUACUCCUGGCGCCACCAGAUCGUCUAUUUGGCUGAUCAUGGUUACCGAGCUGUGGCACCAGACCUUCGUGGCUACGGUGACACAACAGGUGCACCAGUCGACGAUUACACCAAGUUCACCAUUUACCAUGUGGUGGGUGAUUUAAUUGGGCUUCUUGAUGCUAUCACAAGUGAAGGUGAAAAGGUGUUUGUUGUAGGUCAUGAUUGGGGUGCGUUUGUUGCUUGGCACUUGUGCAUGUUUAGGCCAGACAGAGUCAAAGCGUUAGUGAACCUAAGUGUGCCAUUUAUUCCUUGGGACCCAAUGGGUGACAUGGUCCAGAUGUUGCGUGCCGCAUGCGGGGAGGAUCACUACGUAGUUAGAUUUCAGGAACCUGGAGACAUUGAAGCUGAAUUAGCUAGAAUGGAUGCUAAAACAGUUGUGAAAAAAUUCUUGACAUUCCGUGAAUCUGGACCACUUUAUUUCCCUAAAGGGAAAGGAUUUCAACAUUCCCCUGAUGAUGCUAUCGUUUCCUUGCCAUCUUGGCUAUCUGAAGAAGAUGUUGAAUACUUUGCUAGCAAACUCGAGAAGGCUGGCAUUUCUGGUGGAGUUAACUACUAUCGAGCCAUUCGUUUGAACUGGGAGCUAAGUGCACCAUGGAGUUGCGCAAAAGUGACCGUGCCAACAAAAUUUAUCAUCGGGGACCAGGAUUUGGUAUACUACAUGCCGGGCAUGAAAGAGUACAUACACAAUGGCGCGUUUCAAAACGAUGUUCCAUUGUUGGAGGAUGUUGUGGUGAUGGAAGGUGUAGGGCACUUUAUUAACCAAGAGAAGCCUAAUGAGAUCAAUAAGCACUUGAUCGAGUUUUUAAGGAAAUUUUGAUCUUCUUUUUAGUCAAACCUGUCAAUCAAUCCAAUGUCGUAUGUCAAUCAAUCCAAUGUCGUAUACAUGCAAAUUCGUAGCUCUGGUCUGUUUUCGGGUGCUAAAAUUUGGUUGCAUACAUCUCUUGUUUUCCUUGAGACCUAUCUUUUGUUCUUCAAGUUGUAUUCACAAUACUCACAUAAUGAGUGAAACUGAAAAUAUCAUAAAGUAUUUGUAGAUCUUGUAAAACGGCAAAAUGGAUAAGUUGUGUAAUAGGAGAAAA